Molecule: messenger RNA, 2192 nt
Organism: Melanaphis sacchari
Lineage: Eukaryota; Metazoa; Arthropoda; Insecta; Hemiptera; Aphididae
Gene: Sras
Product: CAAX prenyl protease 2
Exons: 7
Coding region: 1222-2136 (304 amino acids)
Biological process (GO): CAAX-box protein processing
Cellular component (GO): endoplasmic reticulum membrane
Molecular function (GO): metalloendopeptidase activity
Source: RefSeq, a predicted model, not a curated record
CGUCGCGUAUGUGUGUGUGUGUAUACGUGAACGCGGCGGCGGCGACGACGACAACGACGGCGACGACGACGACGACGCUCUCACACACAUACAGUCACUGUAGUCUGUACUCCGUAGCUCACGCGCACACAUACAGUGUAUACACACCGUAAGACCACAACUCGGUUCUCCCGCACACACACAAUCGCGCACACGAAUGCACCAACGAGCACACGGGCGCACGCACACGCUCUCGCGGUACGGGUCGGCGGCGAAACAAAAGAAAGGAGGCACAAGGCAGCUGCUGCUGGUCAUGAACGACGACGGCGGUGAAGUCGCACGAGCAUUUUAUUUCUCUUCUCUCGGCAAACGUCUACUCACUCGCUCGCACUCUCUCUCUCUCUCGCCGACGACGACUCUCAAUCCCUCUCACGCGCCGUCUCUCUCGUACACUCACUCUCUCUCUGUGUCUGUCGCACGCACGCACCGUAGCGCCACACAAAGUCUCCCCGCCGCGCCCCACACUGACCACCGUCGUCUCUCGAUACCGCCGCUGCUGCCUACUACUACUACUACUACUACUACUAUUACUAUAUACUACUACAAUAAUUAUUUUACUACAAUAAAAUACUACUACCACUACCACCCCACGCUCGACCGAGUGCCGAGAGUCCGCAUGAGCGCUCUCACUCACCCAUACUACGAUUGUCGGUGGCUACGGCGACGGCGAACGACGGAGCGCGACGACAACGACCAUUAAUGAAAAAAUAAAAAUAAUGCAGACAGGGUCGCAGGCAUCGCACCGACGACUCGACGGCGCCCCUCCAACCAAUACUGCGUCCCGGAACCGGUCACGUGACGCCCCGGACAACUACAGUGAGAACUGAGAACAGACGAACGCACCGACGCAAACAGGCAUGCGGGACGUUCGGUGUGUGGGACAUCGCCGCCGUCGUCGUUAGGCGAACGUGUGUCGUUUUUUGCUGUUUCUUUACACGCGAAUUUUAUGUUUUUUUUUUUUUUUUUGUUCCGAUUUCAGUCGCCGGACCCAGCCCGGCCGUCCGCACCCUACCGAGGCCUCUAUACAAAGACUGUACACGAUUUUUUCCCGUCUACUUUUACCUGAAACAUUUACUCGUUGCCGAUGACGUUAGACACGUCGUCGAGGAUAAUGUAUUGCUUAUCAUUAAAAUUAUUCAAGAAUACAAGAAAAUAAUGACAUGACUAUAAUUUUUUCCUACAAUGAACAUAGACAAAUUAAACUACCAAUGUUCUUACAUAAAAUGUGUUUUGGAAAGUCUCUUAUUAUCUGUGAUUUAUGUGUCCAGUUUAUAUGUAUGGAAUUCACAACACUCUAGAGAUCAUCCUUCAACUAUAAAGAAAAGAUUUAUUAGUGUAUCAUUCAUGCUAAUAUUUUCACCUUUAUAUACAUGGUAUUUCAUUAAUGACAAAACUAAAGUACCUAUUUGGUAUUGGUUGGGUUUGAAAUGGAACGGAAUAUUUAUGUCUGCUGUAUCUUCACUUUUUUUAACAUGUAUAUUAUUCCUGGGUCCAAUAUGUUUAAUUUUUUGUAAAAACAUUCAAUUAAAGACUAUCAUUAGUAUUGAAAAUAUAAAAUCAAAAGUAACAGAUUUAAUUUGGCUCAGAAAUUAUGUGGUGGCACCAAUGUCUGAAGAAUUUACUUUUAGAGCUUGCAUUAUACCUCUUCUACUUCAAUGCUUCCAGCCAAUGACCACUAUUUUCAUUUGUCCCAUAUUUUUUGGAGCCGCUCAUUUCAAUCAAUGGAUAGAAAGAAUGCACGCUGGUAUACCAUGUUUAGAUGCUUUUAUUAUGUCAGUGUUUCAGUUCAUGUACACCACAAUAUUUGGAGCCUAUUCAGCAAUGCUAUUCAUAUCUACUGGGAAUGUUAUAGGACCAAUUAUAGCUCAUAAAUUUUGCAAUCAUAUGGGAUUUCCUGACUUUCGAGAAAUGUUUCAAUUUCAAGAACCAAAACGUAGCUGUUUACUAGUUCUUUCAUUAGUUGGGUUAAUACUGUGGUGCAUAUUAAUUAAAUAUAUUACUGACCCACAGAUAUAUUCUAACCAAAUGGAUUGGACUGAAAUGAAUCAAUGUAAUACAAUAAACUCAAGCAAUAAUUUUGAGCAAAAAUUUUUGUAAAAUUGUAAAUACAAAAACCUUUAUUUACAUAUACACAAAAAGAGAAUAUUAUGUAC